AUGAGCUCAUCCAAUACACAGCAUCGACGAACUAAUUCUCUCGAUCCGUUUUCUGAUCCUGACGUUUAUUAUGGAGACGAGGACUCAGUUGCGCGGAUUCGAGACCGCAGGCGUGCGUUUUCUUCGACUUUGAAAGCAUUCAACCGCGAGGAUAUUCAGGAUCUUCUGGGCAAAAUCCCUGCCAGGAGAGGCAGCCAUGAUGAACUCUCCGCACACCCACGAAAGUUCCUUAUCGACGUUGACGCAACCCUGCAGAGCUUGUUGGAAAGGGAGGAUACGGACAGGAACAUGCAGAUAACGAUUGAGGAUGUUGGACCGAAGGUGUUAUCAGUAGGAACCGCUGCGUCAUCCGGGUACAACCGAUUCGAUGUGCGAGGAACGUACAUGCUCUCCAAUCUUCUCCAGGAGCUCACCAUCGCCAAAGACUAUGGGAGGAAGCACAUCAUUCUCGACGAAGCUCGUUUGAGCGAGAACCCUGUUGCGCGUCUAUCUCGCCUUAUCAAGAAUUCAUUUUGGGACGCUCUCACACGUCGCAUCGAUGCUUCCAAUAUUGAAGUCGCCGGCAGGGAUCCCAAAGACUGGACUGAUGACCCGCGGCCCCGGAUCUAUAUCCCCCACGGGAUCGCCAAGGAGCAUCCUGAGUUGCGACUUGAUGUGCAGAUGCUCGAUGCGAACAUCACAACGGACUAUGUGAGGGAUCUUAACUCUAAGCCCGGAUUGCUCGCGUUGGCAAUGCAGAAGAAAUACAAUGAAUCUACACAAAAGACCGAAUACGUUGGCGUGCCGUUCGUUGUCCCAGGAGGAAGAUUCAACGAGCUGUAUGGGUGGGACAGCUACAUGGAGUCUCUAGGCUUGUUGGUCAGCAACAGAGUGGACUUGGCCAAGGCCAUGGUCAUCAACUUUUGCUUCUGCAUCAAGCACUACGGCAAGAUAUUGAAUGCCAACCGCUCAUACUACCUCACCCGUUCACAGCCACCGUUCUUGACCGACAUGGCCCUGCGUGUCUAUGAGCGUAUCAAGAACGAGCCGGACGCAAUGGAUUUCCUUCGCAACGCAACACUCGCUGCGAUUAAAGAAUACUACAGCGUCUGGACGGCUGCACCGCGUUAUGACGAGCUGUCGGGUCUGUCCAGGUACCGUCCAGAAGGAAGAGGUGUUCCUCCCGAAACUGAACCGACUCAUUUCACGCAUAUCCUCACUCCGUAUGCUGAAAAGCACGGUAUGACGUUCAAGGAGUUUGUCCAGGCUUACAACGAGGGCAAAGUCCAGGAACCUGAGCUUGAUGAGUACUUCUUGCACGAUAGGGCAGUCCGUGAAUCAGGCCACGAUACCAGCUAUCGUCUCGAGAGAGUCUGCGCGAAUUUGGCCACGGUAGACUUGAACUCUCUUCUGUACAAGUACGAGGCUAGAAAUCCCCCCGAAUUCCGCACUGAGUCGACCAAGGAUAUCCAAAGUGAGUCAUCCUCCGUGUGGGAUCGUCGUGCAAGAAGACGCAAGGUGCGGAUGGAUACCUACCUCUGGGAUGAUGAGAAGGGCAUGUACUUCGACUAUGACACGGUUCUGCAGAAGCGGACGACUUAUGAGAGUGCGACAACAUUCUGGGCCAUGUGGGCCGGACUGGCGACACCGCACCAGGCGGCAGAAAUGGUGCGGAAGGCUUUGCCUAGAUUCGAGGUAUAUGGUGGUCUGGUUUCCGGAACCGAGGAGUCCCGCGGUGCUGUCGGCCUAGACAGACCUAACCGGCAAUGGGACUACCCGUACGGCUGGGCUCCGCAGCAGAUGUUGGCGUGGACGGGCCUGCUGAGAUACGGCUACCAGGAGGAAGCUGAGCGUAUGGCCUACAAGUGGUUGUACAUGAUCACCAAGGCCUUUGUCGACUUUAACGGUGUUGUCGUCGAGAAAUACGAUGUCACUCGGCCUAUCGAUCCACACCGGGUUGAUGCCGAAUAUGGCAACCAGGGUGUAGAUUUCAAGGGUGCGCCUCGAGAAGGGUUUGGCUGGGUGAAUGCCAGUUAUGUGUACGGCCUGGAGUUCCUAAACGCCCAUCAACGGCGGGCGCUGGGAGCUAUCACCCCUUGGGAGACGUAUAGCAAAGCCAUAGCCGUACAGGACGCUUAUUAG
Molecule: messenger RNA, 2121 nt
Organism: Aspergillus novofumigatus IBT 16806
Lineage: Eukaryota; Fungi; Ascomycota; Eurotiomycetes; Eurotiales; Aspergillaceae
Product: alpha,alpha-trehalase
Exons: 7
Coding region: 1-2121 (706 amino acids)
Biological process (GO): trehalose catabolic process
Cellular component (GO): cytoplasm
Molecular function (GO): alpha,alpha-trehalase activity; calcium ion binding
Source: RefSeq, a predicted model, not a curated record